Dictyostelium discoideum AX4 is the source of this 711-nucleotide messenger RNA. RefSeq lists its product as hypothetical. The record is from RefSeq and is a predicted model, not a curated record. Bases 1 to 711 code for a protein of 236 amino acids. Lineage: Eukaryota; Evosea; Eumycetozoa; Dictyosteliales; Dictyosteliaceae. The transcript is spliced from 2 exons.
AUGGGAACAGAGGAACCAUCAUCAGUUUCACCACAACCAAAUGUUGAACAACCAACUCAACCACCACAAUAUCCACCAGGUUAUUCUCCACAAGCAACCCAACCACCACAAUACCCACCAGGUUAUACUCCACAAGAAACUCAACCACCACAACAACAACAACCACCACAACAAGGAUAUCCUCAACAAUAUCCACCACAACAACCACCACCACAAGGUUACCCACCACAACAAUAUCCACCACAACAAGGUUAUCCACCUCAACAAGGUUAUCCACCUCAACAAGGUUAUCCACCUCAACAAGGUUACCCACCCCAACAAUAUCCACCACAAACUCCAUAUGGCCAACAACAACCAUAUACAGUUGUAAUGGCACCAGCCCCAGUAGUCGUUGCACCAAAGCAAACCACUCAAAGUGAAGACACAUCUUCAAUGUUAAUUUUUAUUAUUGGCUUCUUUUGCACGUAUAAAUUAAUUUUUAAAUCUUGGGAAAAAAAAAAAAAAAAAAAAAAAAAAAAAAAUAGAAUUGUAUGGUUGGCUGGUUUUGCAUAUAUUCGUAGUAAAUCAAAAACUGCAAGAAUUUAUGGUAUCUUAUCAGUAGUAUUUUUCUUUGUAGUAGUUAUUAUUAUUAUUAUUAUAGUUGCUUCUGUGGUGGCAACUGCUAAAAAGGUUAAUGAUGAUUGUUAUAGUUAUUAUGGAUCUUGCUAUUAG